Messenger RNA from Galdieria sulphuraria, 745 nucleotides. RefSeq lists its product as uncharacterized. The transcript has a single exon. Bases 22 to 594 code for a protein of 190 amino acids. NCBI's taxonomy places the organism in Eukaryota, Rhodophyta, Bangiophyceae, Galdieriales, Galdieriaceae. The record is from RefSeq and is a predicted model, not a curated record.
UUGUGUUCUAAAACAAUGAACAUGAAAAUUUCAAAGGUAUUCUUCGUUGCAAUCGUAUUUGCGUAUAUUGGGAUAUGUACAAUCCAUGCACAAGAUACGGUCACUAGACAAUAUACUGAAGCACCUACUCCAACUCCUACAUGUACACCAUCUGCAGAACCGUGGGAUUGGGAUACCGAAAAGGUAUACAAGAACUGUGAAAACAAGUGUCUACUUUGCUAUGAAUGUGAACAAGUGGUAAGUCCAAUACAAAAGGUAGAUGCAUGUCAACUUCUCAACUAUAUAAUAUGUCAGUAUCAAUUUCCAUACUUUGAGUUUAUCCAAUUUCUAUACAACUUUGGUCCAUCUGAAGCCACACCCACUCCAACACCAUCCUCUUCUAGUUACCAGCGACUGAGUUGGAAGCAAUCCAUUCGCACAUACUUGUCAAGUUCUUAUCCAUCUACUUAUUCUACCAGUCCAUAUGAAGUAAGUAGUGAGGGUUCUAGUGAAAAUGGCUAUAGUACGUCCUCUUCUUGGGGUUAUGGCCAGGGUUAUUAUACCUCACAACCAACUUGUAGCACUGCUCCUCAGGUAAGAAGAGACAUACAAUAGAAUCAUACUCCAGCUUACUAACUAUUGAAUGAAGAUUCCAACCUUUUUCAAAAAGUGUUACUGGGGUUGUUAUGGUUGCCUCAAGGUAUGUUAGACGUCUAUCAGACUUGCUUUAGACAACCAUAUCUCAACUGUGCUUUUAGUGUUUAUU